UAUUAAUUAAUUAUUUUUUGUUUUUUGAAUAUUUUAUCAUUUUUGUUAUAUGAUUUAAGUUUAUUUUAUUUAUUUACAUAUAUUUAAUUGAUUAAUUUAAAACUUUUAAAGCAAUAAAAUGUGAAGUAGGAAAUAACAUAUAACACAAUGGAAAAUAAAACAGAUAUUCUUAAUAAUCAAAGUGAAGACAAUGAGACUCAAUAUAUUAAUAGUGAAAGAUACAAUGAUACCAAUGAAAGACAACAUUUUUUGCUUCCUAAUACAUAUUCACAUUCGCCAAAAAUACCAAUAGAAUAUAUUAAAGGAACAAAUAUAAAACGAUACAAUCCAGCUUUAAGAAAUCUUAUACCAAUACGUCGCAAAAAUAAAAACAAGGAAUGUAUGCCAGCAGAUAAUGCUGGUUUGUUUUCAUAUAUUUUUUAUACAUGGUUAACACCAUAUAUAUGGAAAGCAUACAAAAAUGGUAUUGACUUUACGAAUAUUCCAUAUAUUUCUACUUAUGAAAGUUCUAAAUAUAAUACUCAUAGAUUAGAAAUACUUUGGCAAGAAGAAUUAAAUAAACAUGGUUCAUAUUUAGCAUCAUUUCCAAAUGUAGCUUGGAAAUUUGUGAGAACAAGAAUAUGUAUAGCUGGAUUUUUAUUAAGUUGUUCUACAAUUUGUGGAUUUAUUAGUUCUAUGAUAUUAAUGAAAAAAGUACUAGAAUAUAUUCAAUCACCAGAAGAAAAUAUAUGGAUAGGUAUAAAAUGGGCACUGUUAUUAACAUGUUGUGAUUUUUUGCGAUUAAUAUUUUUUAACUGGACUUGGAAUACUAAUAUUAGAACAGCACUAAGAUUAAAGAGUGCUUGUACAACUCUUUUAUAUAAAAAAAUUAUUAGACUGAAUAAUCUUGGAAAUAAAAGUACAGGAGAAAUGAUUAAUUUAUUUACAAAUGAUAGUCAAAGACUUUUUGAUGUUGUCAUUUAUGGACCUAUGAUAUUUAGUGGUCCAAUAAUUAUUAUUUGUGGUAUAAUUUAUAUACUUUGGGUAUUUAGUCCAAUAGCUCUUUAUGGAAUAUUUACUUUUCUUGUAUUUUAUCCUUGCCAGUAUCUUCUAUCCCGUGCAGUUGGAUAUUUUCGUUCGAAGACAGUUAUUAUUACAGAUACACGUGUAAAAUUAAUGAAUGAAAUCUUAGAAUGUAUAAAAUUAAUUAAAAUGUAUUCAUGGGAGAAAUAUUUUAGUCAUAAACUCCUUGAUAUACGAAAGAAAGAGGAAUAUUGGUUGCAUAAAACUGUAUAUUUCCAAAGUCUUGCUAUUUCUUUAACACCAGCUAUACCUGCAAUAUCUGCAAUUGUUACAUUUCUAGCACAUUUAUCUUCAGGCAGUAAUUUAAUUGCUUCUCAGGCUUUUCCAAUUACAACAUUUUUCGGAAAUAUGUUGAGAAUGGCACUCUCUUCCCUUAAGGAUUCUACACGACAUUUUAUCGACGCUCAUAUUGCUCUUAGAAGAAUUAAGGUAUUUCCUUUUGUAACAUUGCUCAAUUCUCAAUUUCGUUCUUCAUUUUUAUUUCUACAAGUGGCAUUAGUUAAUAUUGCCGAAUCAAAUAUAACAUUCAACAGAUUGCAGAAUAUAUUACUUUUAGAAGAGUACACAUGCCAUAUAUCAAAACCAAUUGUAAAAUCACAAGCUGUAGCCAUUGCUAACGGUACAUUCGUUUACGAAAAUUCUACUUUGUGCGCUAAAAAAUUAAAAAAUAUUAGAAAAAAAAAAAAAAUUGUAUCAUAUUUAAAAAGCAAAGUUGAAUUGGAAAAACUUAAUGAAUUGUCCCAAGAAACUGAAUAUGUUGAAGUACUUUCAACUAUUAAGUUCGGAGUAGCAAAAGGUGGAUUAAUAGGAAUUUGUGGACAUGUAGGAAGUGGAAAAUCUAGUCUUUUGCUUGCUGCUUUAGGACAAUUAAAAAUGAUAAACGGUUGUAUUUUGAGAGAAGGUUCUUGCGCUUAUGUUAGUCAACAGGCGUGGAUUGUUAAUGCAACUUUCAAAGAAAAUAUAUUGUUUGGAAAUCAAUUUGAUGCUAAACGAUAUUAUCAAACAUUAACAGUAUGCAGUUUAAAAGAAGAUUUGAAUAUGUUACCGGGUGGAGACGAAACUGAGAUAGGAGAAAGAGGUAUAAAUCUUUCAGGAGGACAAAAGCAAAGAAUUGCUCUUGCUAGAGCACUUUAUGCUAAUCGAGAUAUAUAUUUUUUGGAUGAUCCAUUAAGUGCAGUAGAUACACAUGUGGGUUCUUAUAUUUUUAAAAAUUUAAUUCUCGGAGCGCUCAAAAAUAAAUGCGUAUUAUUUGUAACACAUCAAAUUCAAUUUUUAAAACACUGUGAUCAAAUACUUGUAAUGCAUAAAGGAAGAAUUGUAGAACAAGGUACACAUGAUGAAUUGAUGCAAUUAAAUAAAGAAUAUGCUACAAUGGUAGAUAGUGCAUUAUUAAAAACGGAUAUCGAUUCAAAAUAUGAAAUUGUGAUACCGAUUCAAACAAAUAAAGAUUCUAAUAAUGAUUCAAAGAGACAAAUAAUAACUUGUAAUACAGAAGAUAAUGAUGAAUAUAUUGAAGCAUCAACAAAAAUACAUGAAAAAGAAGCAAUCCUUACUACUCAAGAAAAGAUGGGAAUGGGUACUGUAAAAUCAUAUAUUUAUCAUAUAUACAUAAAAUCUGCGGGUGGUUAUCUUAUAGCGAUUUUGGUAUUUUUGACACUCUUUUUAAACAUUGGAAGUUUAGCAUUUAGUUCUUGGUGGUUAGCUACAUGGAUUAAAGCUGGUAAUGGGAAUAUUAUUGAUUCCAAUAAUAAUAAAACUAUAUCAUCAAAUAAUUUAAAUGAUAAUCCUAAUUAUUCAUAUUAUCAAAAUAUUUAUAUUGGUUGCAUUGGAAUAAUUUUAUUAACAAGUUUAUUGCGUGGUUUGGUUAUUAUGUAUGCUACAAUAAAUGCUUCGACGACAUUACAUAACAAAGUUUUUAAGAAAAUAAUUAAAACAACAGUAACAUUUUUUGAAACAACUCCUAUUGGAAGAAUACAAAAUAUUUUUAGUCGAGAUAUUGAUGAAGUGGACAAUUAUAUACCAAUUUCUGUAGAAAACAUGAUACAAAAUAUAAUUACUUGCAGUUUUGCAAUUGUGUUUAUAUGUGCAAUAUUACCCUGGUAUUGUUUACCAUUAAUUAUUCUUGCUGCUAUUUUUUUUUAUAUUAGCAGAAUCUUUAGAGUAGCAAUGAGAGAUUUUAAGCGAAUGGAAAAUAUUUCACGAUCUCCUGUUUUAAGUUUCAUUACCACUACCAUUCAUGGUCUAAAUACUAUUCACGCAUUCCAAAAGGAAAAAGCAUUUGUAAACAAAUUCGAGGAAUUAUUUGACUUAAACAAUUUGUGCCUUUAUUUAUGUCAAUCUAUUAUGAGAUGGUCUGCUGUAAGACUUGAUAUUUUGGCAAUUGCUUCUUCUUCUAUUACUACUUUUCUUGUAAUUGCACUUAAAAACCAAAUAUCUCCAGCCCUUGCUGGUUUAGCAAUGGCAUAUGCUAUGCAAAUGACUGGCAUUUUUCAAUACACUGUAAGAUUAAUGGCGGAAAUAGAAACUCGUUUUAUAAGUGUUGAAAGAAUAAGCUAUUACUUGAAGACUUUACAAAAAGAAGAAAUUUCUGAGCAACAUCUCAUAGAUCUUCCAGAUCAAUGGCCUAUUGAUGGAGAAUUAGAAUUUUGUAAAGUCGAAUUAAAAUACAGAAAAGGUUUACCACCUGCAUUAAAUAAUAUUUCAUUUAUUAUUAAACCUGGUGAACAUAUAGGUAUUGUAGGACGAACAGGAGCAGGAAAAAGUUCUUUAAUCAUUGCUUUAUUUCGAUUAAUUGAAAUUUCUGCUGGAAAAAUUAAAAUUGAUGGUAUAGAUAUAGCAAAAAUAAAAUUAAAGUUAUUAAGAACUAAAUUAUCUAUAAUUCCUCAGGAUCCUGUCUUAUUUAAUGGAACUAUACGAUCAAAUUUAGAUCCUUUUAAACAAUUUAGUGAUUCUGAAAUCUGGAGUGUUUUAGAAAAAACUCAAUUGAAAGAAAAAGUACAAGUUAUGCCUGGUCAACUGGAUGCACCUAUUGAAGUUGAAGGAAAAAAUUUAAGUGUAGGCGAGCGACAAUUAUUUUGUCUAUCAAGAGCACUUUUGCGUAGUGCCAAAAUAUUAAUAUUAGAUGAAGCAACAGCUGCUGUUGAUCCAGAAACUGAAAUUGCUGUACAAAAUACAAUUCAAAAUGAAUUUUCAAAUACUACAAUAUUAACCAUAGCUCAUCGUUUGAAGACUGUUAUUUCAUGUGAUCGCAUUAUUGUUAUGAAGAAUGGACAAAUAAUUGAAUUUGAUGCACCAUCUGUACUUUUAUCCAAUUCAAACUCUGAAUUCUCAAAAAUGAUGACUUCAGCAGAAAAGAACAUAAAAGAAAUAUAAUCAAUAUAUCAUUAACAAUAGUAUUAUAUUUAAUAAGUAAAAACAUUAACAAAUUAAGAAAAUAAAAAUAUU
Molecule: messenger RNA, 4506 nt
Organism: Apis laboriosa (Himalayan honeybee)
Lineage: Eukaryota; Metazoa; Arthropoda; Insecta; Hymenoptera; Apidae
Product: multidrug resistance-associated protein 5-like
Exons: 24
Coding region: 148-4434 (1428 amino acids)
Biological process (GO): transmembrane transport
Cellular component (GO): membrane
Molecular function (GO): ATP hydrolysis activity; ABC-type transporter activity; ATP binding
Source: RefSeq, a predicted model, not a curated record